Molecule: messenger RNA, 1419 nt
Organism: Eremomyces bilateralis CBS 781.70
Lineage: Eukaryota; Fungi; Ascomycota; Dothideomycetes; Eremomycetales; Eremomycetaceae
Exons: 3
Source: RefSeq, a predicted model, not a curated record
AUCACGGGCCAACUGGUCCGGGCGAACACGUCGAAUAUAGCGUCACUCGAUAAUCGAAAUAUCGCUUUCAUCAGCUGCGACCCAUCCGACUACCCCCCCACUAUCACUGUCGCGGCCGUCCUGAACAGCUGUUUCGAACGCAGAAUCCGCGCCGCAGUCCUCUACACGAAGACUCUCGAUUAUUGCGCUUUCGACAACCGGAGCCGCCAAAGCUUCUCCCAGGUGACGGUAUACAGCAUGAGCAACCCAUCAGUUGCAGACAUGGUCGGCGGCAGCAUCGACAUGUACCCCGAAACAAGCCAACCCGCCCUCAUCGCGAGAACCUCGAUCGCCCAAUCAAUCUACAACGGGACACAGCAGCCACCGUCAUUUGGAUCCGUGUCCCCCUCGUCGGGCGGCGGCUCGCCUCAAUCCACCGCCGUGGCCAUGAUCAUCCUGUACAGCAUCACGGGGGUGAUCACCGCGCUAUUUCUGAUCAUCAUCGUGACAGGGGCGGUCCGGGCGCACCGGCAUCCGGAGCGGUAUGGACCGCGGAACGUGCCGGGUCGGCCGCGGCAGAGUCGGGCGAAGGGGAUUGCGAGGGCGAUGUUGGAGACGCUUCCGAUUGUGAAGUGGGGCGAGACGGAGCCGCCGAAAGAGCGAGACACGGAGUUGGGGAACGCAGCGAGCCGUUCGAGUGAGACCUCUACUGCGGACGGCGGAGCUCCGAAGCCGACGGGCGCUAUCACUGUCUCCACAGGGGGCACGAAUGAGCGAAGUGAGACGGACGGCAUAGACAAAGAGCGGGAGUUAGAAGCGGGACCCAAACCUGAUUCUAUCGUGGAGGAGGGACCCUCGAGAACAAGCCAGGAGCCCAAGGACGAGGGAAUUGGCUGUAGUAUCUGCACUGAGGAGUUCGAGAAAGGCGAAGAAGUGCGCGUCUUACCCUGCGACCACAAAUACCACCCUCAAUGCAUCGACCCAUGGCUCCUCAAUGUCAGCGGAACCUGUCCACUCUGCCGCGUCGACCUCCGCGCCCCCGAUUCUACGGCCGAAUCCCAACUGCAACCCGACCCUUCCGAUCCAUCCACCCCCACCCAGCCAUCUGACACCCUCGCCCCCCCGCCCGUAUCCGCCAACCCUCGCUCCUCCCGCCGCUUCUCCGCCAUCCGUGACCUCCUUAACCGGCACCACAUGCUCACAGCUUCCCGCGAAGAGCGCAUCGCUGCGCUGCAGCUCGUGCGACAGCAGAGCCGGGCGCAGGAGCAGGCGAGCGGUGGUGCGAGUGGCGAGAACGGCGCGGCGAAUAGGAGGAGGAGCCGGGGAUUGACGGCGAGGGUGGCGGACGUGUUGCAGAGGAGAUCGAGGAGAGAGGAAGAGAUGGGCGACGGAGGUGCUUCUGCCUCCACCGCUGCCCCCGAGCGAGAUGCGCCGCGAUGA